Messenger RNA from Oncorhynchus masou masou (cherry salmon), 1761 nucleotides. It is a transcript of the gene tpbg, whose product is annotated as trophoblast glycoprotein b. NCBI's taxonomy places the organism in Eukaryota, Metazoa, Chordata, Actinopteri, Salmoniformes, Salmonidae. Gene Ontology annotation, molecular function: protein binding. The record is from RefSeq and is a predicted model, not a curated record. The transcript has a single exon. Gene Ontology annotation, cellular component: plasma membrane. Bases 514 to 1650 code for a protein of 378 amino acids. Gene Ontology annotation, biological process: negative regulation of canonical Wnt signaling pathway.
AUUUUCACAUACUCCACUUGGAGAAGAGUGUAUUCAGUUGAUUCGAGGGAAGCAGUGUUGGACCAAGUGUGUGCACAGAUGCUUUUGUGGUAUCGUGUGUUCUGGGCGUUAUUGGGAAAUCUCCUCGAAAUCUAAUGGCUGUUUACGCACUUCACUUCAAAGGUUGACUCGAAUAUAUUUGAGGGAGAACGGUGCGAUCAAACGAACUGCAAGCGGAUUUGAAAGCCCCCACUAACACGAGGAUCAUGGUGAGAGACUUGAUUGGCAACCGAAACUUUUCUCUGCGUGUAAAUGUAUUGCGAGGAUGCUGUUUAGCUAAUGAAUGUAGCCGCUGCCUCCCAGUUUCAAUCGAAAGUAGAGCUAUUUCCCGGAAAAAGGUUGAAAAGUAGCCUUUUCCACGUGGAGGAUAGGAAUUUGAACGUGGAUUGACUCGGGGGAAAAAAAACAUUUGUGCACUAAUAAGCACUGUGCUUCGUUUCAUCUAUCAGAUUCAUUGGAACCACAGGUGAAAAAAUGCGUUUUGUGAGCUCAUUGUUACGUUGUAAACUUGAAGAAUCCCGGGAAAAUACGACUCUGCUUCGUUUGUGGUUUUUCUUUGCCAUCCUUGUUUCAGAUUCAGCCUGUCCUGACAAAUGCGUCUGUUUCACGUCCACGGUAAAAUGUGUGAACCAGGGUUUAUUCAUGGUUCCGCAACCAUUGCCAGCAAACACUAAAACCCUGUUUAUUACUGGGAACAAUAUUUCUCAUCUCACAGCUGGGUCUUUCCCUGUGCCUCUUGAGCAGUUAACAGACUUGUAUCUCACGGGAAACCAGGUGGAGCUGGUGGGCCACAAUGUAUUAAACAACUUGCCAAAUCUCAGGCUGCUAGACUUGAGUAACAACAGGAUUCUGAAUUUUAGUGCUCAAGCCUUUCCUGAUUACAACAAACUGCUGGAUCUUAACCUCAGCAGGGCUUUUUACAAUCAUUCUUUCAUGGAUGAGCUCUUCAGCCUGCUACGGAGUGGCGGAGCCCUUCAACUUACCCGCUUAGACCUGUCUAACAAUGACCUGGUUGUUCUCCCUGAGGGCAUGUUCUCCCGCCUCCCCAACCUCACCAUCCUCAACCUACAAAACAACUCCCUCAUUUUCAUCCGGAACGGGACGCUGAGUGUUCCUCCCCUCCGUGAGCUAGACUUGAGGGACAAUGCCCUGAGGGAACUACCCAACGCUACACUGAUGGACUUCAGCCUCAAGCCUGGGCUUCAGGUGCAUCUGGCAGGGAACCCUUGGCUCUGUGACUGCAAUAUCGAGGACCUUGUGGCCUGGCUGAGGAGCUCCGAGCAGGUCACAGACAAGCAGAAUAUGACCUGUUCUGACCCUGAGGUUCUGCGGCAGUUACCAUUGCUCCAGAUAGAGGACUUGGAGUUGGAGUGUACCUUUUCAGGUGAAAUGAAAAGUGUGCUGGAGACCUCGUAUGUCUUCCUGGGCAUGGUGCUGGCCUUGAUCGGAGUGAUAUUUCUGCUGGUCCUCUACCUCAACAGGAAGGGGAUAAAGCGUUGGAUAUACAAUAUUCGGGACGCGUGCAGGGACCACAUGGAGGGAUACCAUUACAGGUAUGAGAUCAGCUCGGACCCCAGGUUGGCCAACCUCAGUCUCAACCCCGACAUUUAAGAGGACCGCUAUGUGAGCCAGGGCCCCACAGUGACUGAGGCAUUAUGACUUGUCAAGAGCAGGAUAUGCAUGAGCAUCUCUGUAAUUCCGGGGGCUCCGGCCUGCAACCCC